This is a messenger RNA of Sitodiplosis mosellana (orange wheat blossom midge), 1226 nucleotides long. Its product is annotated as N-acetylneuraminate lyase B-like. Bases 216 to 1115 code for a protein of 299 amino acids. The transcript has 3 exons. NCBI's taxonomy places the organism in Eukaryota, Metazoa, Arthropoda, Insecta, Diptera, Cecidomyiidae. The record is from RefSeq and is a predicted model, not a curated record. Gene Ontology annotation, biological process: N-acetylneuraminate catabolic process. Gene Ontology annotation, molecular function: 4-hydroxy-tetrahydrodipicolinate synthase activity; N-acetylneuraminate lyase activity.
AUUGUCAACAAUUGAUGCCAAUUUACCAGUGUGUAUGAAUUCAACUUCUGCGGUUUCAUGAAAAAGACGAUAAAGCCAAUUUUUUGGUAUAUAUAGUCCCCCAGCUCAUCCUUCUCAUCAAUUCAAAUUCACAGUCCAUUUGGAGUGUAGUUUGGUGUGCAUCGAAUAAUUCACUUUUUUAUUUCGAAGUAAAAUUUGAAAAACAAUCUGCCAAAAUGAAAACCGACUUCAUGUUCAAGGGAAUGAUGGUGCCAGUGUUCACCCCAUUCAACGAUGACAAGAAGCAUUCAAUCAACUACGAAGUCAUCGACAAAUAUGCUAACUAUUUGAAAUCAAUGGGAAUGCAAGGAAUCAUGCUCAAUGGUAUGACUGGCGAAGGCAUGACAUUGACUGUUGACGAGCGCAAAAAGUUGACCGAAAAAUGGUUAGAAGUGACACGUAAGUACGACUUGAGAAUGCUCCUUAACAUCGGUGGUAUAGAUCUUGCUGAUGUGUACGAAUUGGCCGAACAUGCGGAAAAAUUGAAGGUUGAUGCCGUUAUGGUGACACCAGACCUCUUCUAUAAACCAAAAACUGAAGAGGAUUUGAUGUACUACUUGAAGGACAUCAUGGCACGUAUGCCAACUCGCCCAAUGUUCUACUACCACAUUCCGAUGUUCACUCAAGUCUACUUGGACUGGUACUACUUCUUGACUCAGUAUGUUGAGAAGGAAAUUCCAACAUUCGCCGGAUUCUACUAUGCCGAUGACCGGAUUGACAAGGUGAUUUACUUGAAACACAAAUUGCCUGAAUACAAUUACAUCAUUGGAGUGGGCUCGGCAAUGAUGGGUUUGAUGGCCGAAGGAUUCGAUGCCAUUUCAAUGACCGCAAUGAAUCUUUACCCCGAAAUGGUAAAAGAGUUGUACGACUACAUGUUGGGCUAUAAGAUGCACGAAGCCUACAUCUUGAAAGAAAAGAUGAUCAAGAAGAUCUAUGACUUGUUCCAAACGAGCUCAAACGUAGACUGGUUGCGAAUCAUGAAAAUGGAAAUGGACAAAUUGCAUCCACAAUUCAAAGUUGGUCCAAUGCGCAAACCAAAAUUGACCAAAAUGAUGUGGUGGUCCGGAAAAUACUAAAAUCAUACCCAGAAGCAACAACUGACCGUUCAUCGCAAUGAAAUAAACAAUUGUAGUUGAUAACUUUUUAUGAGAAAAUAAAGAGGCCUCUUAGAUUGAUCGCAAAUAAAA